AAUUUAUAAGAAAAUCAAAAUUCAUAUAAUACCUUGAAAUUAUCAUUACGAAGAUCGAGAGUAUUAUCGUGAACAAAGGGAUGGGGCGUGUGGAUUAUCUGGCGAUGAAGACAGACGUGGAUACGGCUGCUUUAGUCAAUUCCGACGUGGAGGAGCUCAAGAUCGCUGCCAAGAAACUCCUCACCGACGUUUCUAACCUCGGUGGUUUAGCCUUUGGCGUCUCUUUCGUCAAAUGGAUCGCUUCUUUCUCCGCCAUUUACUUGUUGAUAUUGGAUCGUACCAAUUGGAGAACCAAGAUGCUUACUUCACUCUUGAUUCCAUACAUCUUCCUCACCCUUCCUGGUGUGAUCUUUAACUUCCUCAGUGGAGACGUUGGGAAAUGGAUAGCUUUCGUUGCUGUUGUACUCAGACUUUUCUUCCCUAAGCAUUUCCCAGAUUGGCUUGAGAUGCCUGGUUCUCUGAUCCUUCUGCUGGUAGUCUCUCCAAACUUCCUUGUUCACCAUAUACGCGGAGGCUGGAUCGGCUCUGUCAUCAGCCUUUUCAUUGGUUGUUACCUUCUUCAAGAACAUAUCCGAGUGUCGGGUGGGUUCAGGAACUCGUUCACGCAGCCCCGUGGAGUUUCAAACACUUUGGGGAUCAUCCUUCUUCUUGUCUACCCUGUUUGGGCUCUAAUCAUCCGUGUCUCAUAAUAAUUACAACCAUUCCUCUUCCUGUCUCCAAAGUUAUGUGUUACUUACUCGGCAUGUCAAAUAAGCGUUAGCAAGAACCUCGCAGAUCUUUGGCGUUCCUUUGUUCUUGCUUCUGUUACAUACCCAAAUAUUCGUGCAUGAAGCUCAAUCAAUGUUAUAUUGUUUCACAUAAAUAAAAGAAUCUCAUUUUUUUCAACUAUUUGUUUGUCGCGUUGUAAUAAGACGGAAUUUUUAUGUGUAAAAAUUGCUUGUAAGGAUUAUGUUUCGUGUA
Raphanus sativus (radish) is the source of this 960-nucleotide messenger RNA. RefSeq names its product cold-regulated 413 plasma membrane protein 2. The transcript is spliced from 4 exons. Gene Ontology annotation, cellular component: membrane. The record is from RefSeq and is a predicted model, not a curated record. Lineage: Eukaryota; Viridiplantae; Streptophyta; Magnoliopsida; Brassicales; Brassicaceae. The coding region runs from base 81 to 689 and encodes 202 amino acids.